Thermothelomyces thermophilus ATCC 42464 is the source of this 1558-nucleotide messenger RNA. RefSeq lists its product as uncharacterized. Bases 249 to 1286 code for a protein of 345 amino acids. The record is from RefSeq and is a predicted model, not a curated record. The transcript is spliced from 2 exons. NCBI's taxonomy places the organism in Eukaryota, Fungi, Ascomycota, Sordariomycetes, Sordariales, Chaetomiaceae.
AGAUCUGGACCUUGGAUAAUGCCAGCUCUUGUCGAGGGCUGAUCGCCACCGGGUUCGACCUCAAGCAGUUUCAUGUCACGCUCACCGGAGAAUCGCAGCACCGUAUUGACAAACACAGUGCUUGGGAUUGCCGGACCGUUUAUCGCGAAGACGCGGAACAUGGUUCUCAGAAUCCUAUCGCCGACCUCGUCAUCCACCCCCCUGAUCCUGCCAAUCCGACUCCCACUCCGCUUUACACACUCAUCCGCAUGUCGGCUACUGCCACCACUCACGACUGGUACCAGACCAAUGUCCCUCCUCCCAGUGAUCCCGCAGCAGAUCCGCGGCCGCAAUGGGUGCGCACCAUCGCGCAGAAACUCGAGGUUCAGGUCCCCGUUGACAUGCACCUAACGCGCAACUACGACGACAGCGGGUCAGAGGGCUCCGAGUCGGGCUCGGAGGAUGAAGACGAAGACGGCGACCUGGACCUCGACGGCGAUUUUGACUCCUUCGCGGAGGAGGGCGACGCGAACGGGAGCGCGGGGGCUACAGUCCUCGACAUCCCCGAGAUCCACCCGCAUCGAUACCGCCUCCACGGUCUGGCGUUGUCUCCGGGCGGCGGCGUCACCGCGGUCCUCGCGAGCACACAUAGCACACAGCGCCCCGAGCGGGGCGGCUGGCACACGGUGAGGUCGAGCGUGCUGUUCGGCUACAAGCCGCGACGCAAGCGGCAGCCCCGGCGCGGACCUUGCUCGGGCCAGCACGACACCGGUGCUCCUCCCAUCGACCCGCAAGUCAUGGACAGCCUGACCACCGCCACCCCGGCUCCGGCGGAGCGAACCGGUCAGUACGACCGCCUCACGACCGAGGCGAAGCUGUUCGAGUACCUCUACGGCGGCGGCCCCGAAGUGCCCGGCGUGCACUACCCUUCCCCCGCCGCCGCCGCCGCCAGGGCGGCCAACAGCGACGCCGUGACGGGGGCCGAGCUGCGCGACGUCUUCGGGCCCGCGCUGGCCGCGCAGAAAUGCGACCUCUGCGGCGCCGCCAUGGACGUCCGCAAGGGCGCGCUCAGCGGGUGCCGGAACGGGCACUUCUUCGGCACCUGCGCCACCUCCGGGCUGGCCGUGCAGACGCCCGGGGCGACGCGCAGCUGCGGCGCGUGCGGGCUCCGGACGAUGAGGGCCGAGGUGCUCCUGGCCAAGAUACCGAAGCAAGAGAGCGGCGGCGGCGACGACAGACGGGAGGAGGUGAGGAGGCUCCUGGGGGAGGGAGUCUGUGGGGCGUGCGGGGGGAAGUUUCUGAGUUGAGUUUCCGGUUGUUAUUUCUUUCUUUCUUUUUGUCUCUUGAAUAGGGUGGCAUAGUGUGCGAAUAAUGAAAAGGGAGGGGUAUUCCAGAUGGUCUGCAUGGUAGCGGCACCAUCUUCCGGUGGUGCUUGCUUAACGUUCGGGGUAGAAUUGGACAAAGUUUGGCGAUGACUUCUUUCCAGACCACAUCCGAUGAGCUGCUAUCAUGUCAGCAAAAUUAGGGGGUUGUUGUUGGGGGGAGGGGAAGGGAUUUGAGAUGAACGCGUCACCCUGGA